GUGUUUAUGUGUGUUUGAGGACGUGUGUGUGUGGUUGAGUGGAGGAGUUACCACCGAAGCUCCUGCAGACAGACAUUUUCCAGGCUUCCAAUGAUCUGUCAGAUUAAACCGCAACCGGAUGAGACGGGACUUCCUGCGUCUUGCGCCCUUAAAUAUCACCCACUUUUCUUUUCAUUGAUUUAUUUAAAUCCUCAAACGAAGAUUUGUUUUUUGCCGGAACGCUGUCCGCGGUGCUGAAACCCCCCGCGUGACCUUUUCCACCUGCUGCGCACAGAGAGGCGGAUUUGACGUAAACCCGAGCCCGUUGGAUGCAGAGAGAGGUUUGAACUACCUGUUAGCUUCUCCGGGCUGCGGGAUCAUGCAGCUGCGCGAGGGGCGCUGAGCGGCGUCGUCUCAUUUCCAUUCGUCAUCAUUUGACUCCGCAGCCGCAGACCCGCUGCCCGACUUUGUGCGAACCGACUCAGGAGAGAGGAAGCAGUGCGGGCGCCGAGCAGGAAGAUGUUGCGGGAACAGUGGUGACCCCGAGGGGAGGGAAACUUCCAGUAAAACACAGGAGAGGGCGUGCAGAGGCGCGUGUGUGCGUGUGUGUGUGUGUGAGGACAGAGAAGGUUAUGACCGCGUCUCUUCACCUGGAACUCGGGCUGCUGCUGCUGAUGCUGACCUGCUGGCAAACACCAGGGAUGGUCGGAGCCACUGUGCCAGCAGCCCCGGUGAACGUGUCGGUGACUCAGCUGAGGGCGCACUCGGCCAUGGUGACCUGGAACGUCCCUCAGGGAGACACUGUUAUCGGGUACUCCAUCUCACAGCAGAGGCAGGACGGCCUGAUGCAGCGCUCCAUCCGAGAGGUCAACACUUCCAGCCGCUGGUGCGUGCUGUGGGAUCUGGACGAGGACACGCACUACAGCGUCCAAGUGCAGUCUGUGGGGCCGCAUGAUGACAGCCAGCCCAGCCGGGCCGUCCACUUCAGGACUCUGGAGAGGAGCGAUCAUUAUCCAGCCGGAGCCCUGGACCAACAUGAGCCGGCGAUGGAAGGUCUGGGCAUGACCCCUCACCUGCAGACGGGGGAGCUGCUCAUCAUCACCACUGUGCUGCUGCUGUGGGCGGCCGUCAUCGCCCUCUUCUGCCGACAGUAUGACAUCAUCAAAGACAACGACUCCAACAGCUGCAAAGACAAAGCCAAGAGGCCGCUGGUUCGAGCCCCUCCACACUACAGCACGUCGGCCGGCAGCUCGCCUGUGUACCACAACGGAGCCGUGCGCAGCAGCAGGCUCAACAGAGCCUCCUCCUCCAUCAGCAUCAUUAGAGUCUGAGUUUGGGUGCAGUCGGUGAUAUGGGUGGAACUUCAGAACGUGAUGGAGAAUUCAUAGACUGGACUGAGAGUCCAAAUAUUGGUAAAAUAUGGGACAAGUGAGAAGCACGCCAUGCAAAUGACACUGUGGAGUAAAUGGACGACUGCUGCCCUCCAGUGGCAGAAAACGGCGGUGUGUCGAGUUCAAGACUACUUUUGUUUUUACAUGCAAGUGUAUGUGUUUACAUUACAAAUAUGUUGUGCUUUUUCUACAUUUUAAUUCACCUCAUCAGUGUUGUUCAUCUCCUAAUCAAUAAGUAGACGUACAGCACUAACAUCAACAAAAGUGUAAUAUAUGGAAAUAGAAUAUGUACAUAGUUCAAAUUGAAAGUGUUGGUAAUUAAAGUAUGAUGGAAACUAAUAUUUUAAUUGUUUAGGAGGAUUAAUUUACACUCAAUUUUCUCAAUAUGUUUAAUACAAUCAACUCGUAGUUUUAGCAUUUAGUUAAAGUACUAACAUGUUUAAUCACUAACUGAAUAAAACUGCAUACUUCACAGCCUGUUGACAUUUCCCACAAUGCAGCAGCUGCAAAUAAAGCUUCUUGAUAUAUUGUAUUCUCAAUAUAGAUAAUUAGUUUAACUUUUCUUGGGGUUGUAUUGUAAAUGACAUGAAAUGCAGGUCCAUAUAUUAUAAUUAAAUUAAAUUAAAUUAGCUUUCGCGAUGCUGCUGCUGCAAGAUCUCAGGCCACAGAAAUCCAAGUUGUAAUAAAUAGUAUAAUAAACCGGAAUUAUUCAAAUACAUUACGGCAAAGAGGCGUCUGUCCUAAACUCUGCUGCCCGAUGAGUGAAUCGUAAUGCUCUGUAAAUGAAUGGAUGUAGAAGAAGUCUCGGCCUUAAGAGGGAGCAGUUUGUUCACAUAUGAUGGGAUGUACGGGUCAUUAUCACUGACAGCUCUUUCUUCAAUGUGAAUUUCAAAACUUAAAGUACAUUGAAAGCCACAAUAUAUUCUCUCUAGCGUCAUAAUCAAGAUCUUUUUACUUCCAUUGUGUUUCCUUUUAUUAUUUGCGUCGCUCCAGAUUACACGAAACUAAACAAAGACAUUAUGUUCGUGGAUCAAGUGUCUGAUUAUAAUUUAUUGUCGUGUUCUCCAGUUUC
Molecule: messenger RNA, 2442 nt
Organism: Cyclopterus lumpus (lumpfish)
Lineage: Eukaryota; Metazoa; Chordata; Actinopteri; Perciformes; Cyclopteridae
Product: fibronectin type III domain-containing protein 4-like
Exons: 7
Coding region: 612-1310 (232 amino acids)
Molecular function (GO): protein binding
Source: RefSeq, a predicted model, not a curated record